This is a messenger RNA of Galendromus occidentalis (western predatory mite), 1103 nucleotides long. RefSeq names its product phytanoyl-CoA dioxygenase, peroxisomal. The coding region runs from base 123 to 1103 and encodes 326 amino acids. The transcript is spliced from 4 exons. NCBI's taxonomy places the organism in Eukaryota, Metazoa, Arthropoda, Arachnida, Mesostigmata, Phytoseiidae. Gene Ontology annotation, biological process: fatty acid alpha-oxidation. The record is from RefSeq and is a predicted model, not a curated record. Gene Ontology annotation, molecular function: phytanoyl-CoA dioxygenase activity.
GGGAGACUGUGUUUUUCUUCACCAAAACCCACGAGCAAUGCUUUUAUCUGGAACCGGUACCGUGAAUCUCGGAAGAGCGUGAUUCAGGGCUGCUCCCGACAGCUCGAAACCCGAGGUGCAAAAUGUUCUCGGGAUUCCGCGUGAGCUCGGCACUAUUCCAAGCCGUGGGCCAUCAACAUCGGCUCGUCGGCGGGACCCUCGUUGGUCGGUUCGCCUCUCAAUUCCGUUUCACACUCGAUCACCCGAAGCUCGAGCCGAACGAGAGAGGUUUCUACGAAAAAAAUGGUUUCCUAAUCAUCAAAAACCUGUUCGAGCCCUCGGAGCUCGAGAGGUUCGUCAAGCGGUUCGAGGCUAUCGCCAGUGGGGAAGUCAAAGUUCCCGGACUGACCGUUAUGCGUGACGUGGCCCUCAAGGACGUCAAGAACCCCGACGUUUACGUUGUGAACAAACUCCAAAACCUGUUCCUCGACGACGAGCUCUUCGAAUAUUGUAAAAAUCCCAGGGUGCUCGACUACGUUGAGGCGUUCGUGGGCCCUAACCAGAUGGCUAUGCAUACGAUGCUCAUCAAUAAACCGCCAGAUACGGGAAAGCUCACGUCACGGCAUCCUCUACAUCAGGAUCUACACUAUUUUCCUUUCCGGCCCGCCGACCGCGUCGUGUGCGCAUGGACCGCUCUCGAGAGAGUCAACCGAGAAAACGGCUGUCUCGUCGGGAUACCCGGCAGUCACGAGGGACCUCUGCUCGCGCACGAAUACCCCGAGUGGGAAGGAGGGGUGAACAAGGCCUAUCAUGGCAUCCAGGACUACGAAAAGGUCGCGGGCAAAAGGGUGCACAUGGAGAUGGAGGCGGGUGACACGGUUUUUUUCCAUCCGCUUUUGAUCCAUGGAUCCGGAGCUAAUAGAUCGAAGGGCUUCCGAAAAGCCAUAUCGUGUCACUACGCGGCCUCCGAAUGUGAAUACAUCGAUGUGACAGGAACAACCCAAGAGAACAUCGCUGAGGAAGUCCUCGCCAUAGCCAAACGCAGCGGAUUACCCCUGACCGAUUACAGAGACGCAUGGCGCUUCCGUGCCCGUCUUGUCAGAGGCGAGGAAAUCAACCUGUGA